This is a messenger RNA of Rhopilema esculentum, 1415 nucleotides long. Its product is annotated as ZP domain-containing protein. NCBI's taxonomy places the organism in Eukaryota, Metazoa, Cnidaria, Scyphozoa, Rhizostomeae, Rhizostomatidae. The record is from RefSeq and is a predicted model, not a curated record.
GUAAUCUGUGUGGUUGAGGUAGCACCUAGUCAAGGAGCGUUCUCUGGCCCUGAGGCUGGUAACCUUACCGGAUGUUAUAUCCCCAUUAAUGAUUAAAUUGAUUCUUUGUGUGCGUCUUCGUGUCACUCCUUCCAAUGGUAGCAGCGUUAGAGUUUGCAUUUGCUACAGUGCCAAGGAUGAUGUGCCUGCUGCCAAUCGCGCUGAUUUCCAUGCUUGUGCAGGUAUCCUUGCAACAAAGUGUUAACAAAGAUGACAGAACAGACGUCUCAUGCAGCCUUAAUUAUAUGCGCAUUGAAAUAGACAGAAAAUUUCUCAAUGCCUCCAAAUACUCUACAAUCAAUCUUCUGGAUUCCAAAUGUAAAGCAAGAUUAUCUAGCUCCAAAAUAAUCCUUGACACUCUGCCACACCUGUGUGGAUCAAAACGAAUUGAGACAAAGGACCAUAUCAUUUAUCAGAAUGAGGUCUACAUGAAGGCAAAACCAACUGGCAAACUUGUUACCAGGGAACAUGAUGUCAGAGUCUCGUUUUCGUGUCACUACAAGAAAACUGCUGUCCUAAGCCAGAAGUCUUUUGAUCCACAAACAAUUGUUGACGUAAAGGAAGAUGGCUUUGGUAUCUUUAAAUUCCAUUUGAAGAUGUACACAGAUGGAAAGUUCACAAAAGAGCAUUCCAAGUACCCAAUCGAAGCAACAUUAUCUGACACGUUGUUCUUUGAAGUGAACUCAACAUCUAAUGAUGACGAUUUGGUGAUACUAAUUGACCAGUGCUUUGCUACACCGUCAAUGCUCUACAAGAAAGACCCAACUAAAUAUGUUUUUAUUGAAGACAGAUGCCCUUUGGAAUCAAAUGUAAAAUUUCAAAAAGCAGGAUCCAAGAAGCAGCGUUUCAGUAUGCAAGCUUUUAGUUUCAUCAAAGAAGUGACAGAGGUAUAUGUCCAUUGCAUCGUUUUCAUGUGUCGAAAAUCUGCCAGUGAUGACCAGUGUGCACGAGGUUGCCAAGGAAACAAUGUAAACAGAUUCAAAAGAGAUCUGUCCUCCAAUAAGUUGAUGAAGUCUCACUCUGAAUACAAACUCUUGGACCUAGGCCCAUUGAGGCGCCGAAGAGACAGCGGAUCUGCUUCUCAGAAGUUUCCGUUUACAAUAGCAGGCCUAGUAGCUGGGCUUGCUGUUGUUGUUGCUCUUGUCGCUGUAGCAGCAGUUAAAAUACACAAAGCAAGAAACAGACGCUUGGCAGAGCACGUGGUCCUUGAGCCCAAAAUGCAGGAGAAGGAGGGUGCUGUCAUAUGCGAAGACGAGAACCUUUUGUAAUCUAAUACUGAAAAAUUUCAUAUGAGCUAUAACAAAAAUGUGAAAUUAAGCCUUUUAAAGUGAUUAAAAAUCAUAAAUUUUAUCAAUUAUCACAAAUCCUUCGGGACA